Molecule: messenger RNA, 1428 nt
Organism: Helianthus annuus (common sunflower)
Lineage: Eukaryota; Viridiplantae; Streptophyta; Magnoliopsida; Asterales; Asteraceae
Product: monosaccharide-sensing protein 2-like
Exons: 3
Coding region: 171-659 (162 amino acids)
Source: RefSeq, a predicted model, not a curated record
CUCGUUCUUCAAUUUGGUUUUCAAAAAUUAUCAUCAACACCUCCCCUAACCCUAAUUGAAUCACACACAUAGUUAUUUAUCAGCCACCAUCGGAGGAAAUAUGCACUUUCUCUUUUGAGAACUGUUUUUUUAUAUGCCAGAAGAGAUGAAGAGAUGAAGUAUUAAUUGGUAUGACCAGAUUCACUUCAGUAUGUUCCAUCUAUGCACAAAUGAUGGAUCCAAUAGUGACUCUAUUCGGAAGUGUUCACGAGAAACAGAACGAAACCGGAAGCAUGAUCUUCCCAAAUUUCGGAAGCAUGUUUCAUGGCGAUCAGCAUAAACCCGAUAACUGGGAUGUAGAGAGUAAUCACGAAAAUGGGAACUUAUCCGUGGACGAAACUAAUGAUAAUGUAAAAACCCCGUUGCUAUCGCUUAAUUCAACUAGUGUAGAUAAAGACAUGAUUGCUCCGGUUUCUAGGAGUAUGUUAAACACAGUUCAGCCUAGCGAGUCGAAUAGUGUGAUAGGGAUUGGUGGUGGGUGGCAGUUGGCGUAUACGAAGACCGAAGACCGAAGACGGGAAGAAAGCGGGCGGGUUGCAGCGGAUUUACUUGCACCAGGAGGGUGGUGCAGAAUCCAGACGCGGGUCCAUUGCUUCACUCCCGGUUGCAGACGACGGUGACGGGGUUCGGGCCUCGGCUCUUGUUAGUAGAUCAGUUCUUUGUUUAGAUAAUACGAUGGGUCAGAACCCGAUUCAGUCGAGUCUGAUCAAGCCGCAACCGUCUACUAAAGAUGUGAGGAGUUGGGCUGAUCUUUCCAAGCUGGUAUUAAACAAGCAUUGAUUGUUGGUGUUGGGAUUCAAAUACUACAACAGGUGAAUCGUUAUGUUUCAGGUGUAUGGUAAUCAGGGUGAAAAAUAUUUUGAACUUACAGAACAAUAAUCUCACUGGUGAAUUUCCAACGUCUUUGACAAAUUUAUCUUCUUUAGAGUCAUUAAAUAUGCAUAAUAACAAGCUCUCAGGAGAAAUACCUUUAAACAUGGAUAGUCGCUUAAAAAAAAACAUUAUUUUAACCAUCCCGACCCGACCCGAAACCCGUUCUAACCCAAACCCGUUCCGACCCGAACCCGUUUUGACCCGAACCCGUUUUGACCCGAACGCCCGAACCAAAACAACACGUUUUUUAAUUAACCCGUUUUGACCCGAACCCGUUUUGACCCAUGACCCGACCCGACCCAACCCGUUUGCCAGGUCUAAUUUUGGCUAUGCGUUAUUCGAUUUGUGUUUAUGUAUGAACUUGGCGUCGCUGCGAAGGUGUGUCUUUUUUUUUUUUUUUGCUUUCUAUUCUUAUAUUAUGGAUCUUUUUAAUGUUCAAUGGAUUUUUUGCAGCUACAUUUUGAUAUGUUGUUACUUGAUUGAUGUCUACUUGGUUGCCUUUCCGUAUAAUCUUAA